CUAUCCUGAUUAUUUCAGGUUCGUCUUUUCAUGCUUGCAACAAACCGGAAGCAGCAUCAGGACCAGGCGGGAGAAAAGGAAAAAUAGAAAGGCAGAGAACAUGCAAGUAUUAAGAAGAGUGUCCGCCCUUAGUUUGCAAUAGAUGCAAAGUAGUUGACUGGAAGAUGGCCCACUGCCCAAGACUCAACAACAGCGGCCUGCCUCUGUACCACUUGUCCCGUUUCGGACCCCCCGCCUCUCUGCCGACAGUCCCUGAUGUUAUGGACUUGAACAGGGUGACCACCAUUAUCGGGCGGAACCCUCAGCAGGCGAACUAUGUUCUGGACUCGUCCAACCUGGUCCAGAAAGCUUACAUCUCCAGACUGCACGCACGCAUCAUCCGGGAGGGCAGCCAGCACAAGCUCUACGAUGACAGCUUGAAUGGGGUGUUCAUCAAUCACAUCAAGAUCACAGGUUUUGUUAUUCUAAAUGAGGGUGACCUGGUGACGUUCGGCCAUCCUAAUGGGAAGAACGUUCCAGGUGGAACCAGGAAGAGACAGUCGGAAUCAGAAUAUCAGUUUCUGUUCGGGAGAUGUGACUGUGGACUCUCGGAACUGACACCAGCUACCACACAACAUUGCUCCACACCAACAGCUAUCCCAGAAGUCCAAGUUCCUGUAAGGCCACUUGAGCGAAGGCCAGAUAUAGGGCAGGCAACUGGUGGUAGCCCUUCCCAAAGUCCUUCUCAGUCUGCAAUAAAGAAAGGCCACAUAAAAUCAGAAUCAGCCACCCUUCCAGCUUGUCAGCAAGCACCUGCUACCCAAUCGGACAAAGGGUGUGGAUCUUCACAAGGGGUAAUAACUGCUGUUGAUUCAGAACCAAAGUCAGAAUAUCCUGGUUCCAAGAGAUUGAGAGACAGUUCAGGGGACUUUGAUGAUGUAGUAGCUGUACCAAGUGGUGGAAGUAUUCAAAAUAGCCCAGAAGCAAAGCCUGAUGAAUCUUGUUCCUAUGGCAGUAAAAGUGUCACUAAAGAUGGAACCAACACAGAAGACGCUUUACCUGUCCACAUUGUGUGCCAAACUGAACAUGAUGAGGAAAGUGAUGAAGGCUUCACAGAUGAAGCUCCCAUUGUGGUCAUCGAUAUUUCAAGUGACUCCGAAGAGAAUGAUGAAUCCAUGAAAGAGGAGGACAAUAGUGUCUGUGUUAAGACAGAGCAGAAAGGCUGUGUUGAAAUUCAUGAUAGCGAUACAGAUGCUGCAAGCAAAUGUCUGCAAUCAAGUAGUUCAUGUAUGAGUGAUUGUGGUGAUGCUCAGCCCUUGACAAAAAGAUUGAAAAUUGAGCCUUCUGACAACGAAAGUACUGAUAAAACUUUAUCAACGAAUGCUCAAUUUUUUUGUGCCAAUUCAACUUCUCCUGUGUUUUCAACAUCUGCUCGGAAACGUAAAGUUGUCUCCCAUGGGAAUACCAGAUUAAAGAUACCGAAAAAACAAUGGACAUUUUCUGCCCCAAUUGAAGUUGCUUCUUCCAGUUACAAAGUGGUGGAGUCCUCCCAGGAGAGUUACCCAAGCAGUGAGAGUGAAGUAACAGAGCACAGUUUAUCUCUCUGUAGCUCUCCAGACCCUUCACUUGAAGCAUCAGAGGGUCUUUUAGAACCACAAGGGUCAUUUCAACACUCAGAAGAUGAUGUGGAUCAGUCAAAGAAGGACAUGACCCCUCGAGGUGUUCCAGAACCUUCACUGGAAGCAUCAGAGGGUCUUUUAGAACCACAAGGGUCAUUUCAACACUCCGAAGAUCCCUGUUAUGUGGAGCAGUCAAAGAAGGACAUGACACCUCGAGGUGUUCCAGAACCUUCACUUGAAGCAUCAGAGGGUCUUUUAGAACCACAAGGGUCAAUUCAACACUCACAAGAUACCUGUGAUGUUGAAAAGUCAAAGAAGGACAUGACACCUCCAGGUGCUCCAGACCCUUCACUUGAAGCAUCAGAUGGUCUUUUAGAACCACAAGGGUCAAUUCAACACUCAGAAGAUGAUGUGGAACAGUCAAAGAAGGACAUGACCCCUCUAGGUCAUCCUGAACCUCAAUCAACUUCUGUUGCAGCUUCCAAAGGACUUUCAGUUUCACCGUCUUAUGUACCUCCUGUUAAACUCUCAGAAAUGCCAAAAGAUAUUCCUGAUAUGGAUCAGUCUGUUGAAGAAGACACAAAAGAAACAGAUGUAACGCCUAUUUCUGAAAAGCCAAUGAUUGCUUCUGUUGUUGAUUCAGAACCCAUGCAAUCAACCUCAGCUGAAUCUGUAGAAACACCAGCAGAUGGUGGAGAGCAUUUAGUAGGACAGAGACAAGAAUCUCAUAAGUCCCAGGUGUCAGAAACCCAAACAGGUAGUUCUGUGCUGCCUGUGUCUUCACAUGCUGAUGGAGAAUCCACUGUUCUCCCCUCAACUGAAUCUUUAAAACCACCAAGGGAUGAUGGUGAUGUUUCAGAGGAAGGAGAAAGUCCUACACAUGAUACUGUACAGGAAGUAGUCCAACAGGAUGAUGGUUCAAGUCAACAUCCACCAUCAGAGCCAGACUGUGGUGACAUCCAAGGUACAGAGAUCAAUACACUGAAAGACCAAGCUGAUUCUGAAAGCUCUGUGAUUGGUAGUGGUGGAAUUACAGAUUCCAAAUACAUCUUUCAGGAAUCCAGAUCUUAUGACAUAGGUCAAGCAGAUAAUGAGUCAAACCAGGAUCAUGAUACCUCAAGUAAUGGUGUUGGUUCAGAAGGGAAUGACAAAAUGUCCAUUCAGGUGACAACUGAACCUGUCCUCAACUCUCUCCAGCAAGAACAAACCCUUUGUGCCAGCAGAGAUGUUUCAAAUCCUGUUCCUUCCGAUGAGGUUGACAGCAUAGGUCAGUCCUCACUAUCUUGUGAAGGAGACAUUAGUGGAAGUACAACUGGUGGUUUUGGAGGACAUGAACAAACUGGGGUAGAUGGAAGAGGUGUUCCUGAUCAAAAGGUAUCUCUUCCCAGUGUGUCUUCCUCUCCAGAAUGUUUGGAGAAAGGUGGUCAUGUCCCCGAGCAGCCUGAGUCAAGUGUGGUGUGUGAACAAGAUGCAGUGCCAAGUGCACUGUGUGUGCCAACAAAUUCUGUGUCAAAUGUGGUUUGUGAUCCGACAGAUUCUGUGCCAAAUAUAAUAUGUGAUCGAACAGAUGCUUCAGUUUGUGAACAAACUGAUACUGGGCUAAGCUUGAUGUGUGAACGUAGAAAUGGUUUUCCAAGGGUGGGGUGUGUGCAAUCAGAUGAUGUGAGUGAAAGGACAAAUUGUCUCUGUGUUGACUUGAAAACUGCUGUGCACAAAGAGGACGAGAGUGAUGUUGGAAUGAAUGCUUGUGAGUCGAGAUCCGUUCAUGGUUCUGGUGAACAUUCUGUGUUUGAAGAUUCCAAAGAAAAUUGUGCUAGAGUGGUCCCUGUCAUUAAAGAAAUCCAUACCAAGGGAGUUUUGUCUCAGGAUAAUGUUGAAACUCAGUGCAGAAACAGAGGUCCUGACAUUGUAGACUCCUUGGACCAAAUCACACCCAUCACAAGACAGUUAAGUAUUCCUAGGGAAAACAGUCCCAUUCUGGUGGAAGACCAACUGUUAUCCUCAGUAGAAAGUCAGCCUAUCCCGAAGGAGGAGGUAUUCCUUGUUGCUGCAACUGAAGAAAUUAAGGAAAGGAUUUGUUUGGAGAAAGAGGAGUUGAGCAAAUCCACAACAGUCACAGAUGGGCAGGGCAGACACUCUAAAGACAAUGUUUCUCCUCUCACUGAUGUAGAUACCGAUGUGGUCAUAAAUCCCAGUCACAUUACAUAUACACAUCCUAGUCAGAGUGGGUAUUCAAAAUCAGAUGUGCCAUCAGAAAACAGUUAUUUGAAAGCUCAAAUAGCUGUGGAGGGUACUGGCAAAGAAGUGAAGAGGGAGGCUCUAAAAGUGCAUAGUGAGUCUUCUGACUCUGAUGAUAUGGUUAUGUCGUUCUCACCUUGUAAGGUAGUUACAGUGGAGUCUUCUGGAGGUGAAGAGGUUCUGAAGGAAAUGCCUGGAAAGGUAGUGACGAUAAUUGAGUCAACUGAAGAUGAAGAUGCUGCUGUGAAUCAUUCUUCAGGGACGGUAGUGACCACAAUUGAUGAAGAUGAAGAUUUAGCUUUUAUUGACUGUCCAGAGAAUGUAGUGACAAAAAUUGAGUCAACUCACGAUGACGAUUUAGCUUUGAACUCACCUGGGAAGACAGUGAUGACAAUUGAGUCCACUCAAGAUGAAGAUGUUGCUCUGAAUCAAUCACCAGGGAUGGUAGUGACCACAAUUAAGCCCACAGAAAAUGAUGAUUUGAUUGUGAUUGACUCGCCUGAGAAGGUGAUUACAGUGGAGUCGACUGAAGAUGAAGAUGUUGCUCUGAAGGCCUCACCUGGGAAGGUAGUGAUGACAAUUGAGUCCACUCAAGAUGAAGAUGUUGUUCUGAAGGAAUUGCCUGGGAAUAAAGUGACAAAAAUUGAGUCCACUCAAGGUGAAGAUUUAGCUGUAAUUGGCUCGCCAGGGAAGGUGAUUAUAGUGGACUCGACAGAAGAUGAAGAGGUUGUGAAAGACUCACCUGAGAAGGUGAUUACAGUGGACUCGACAGGCGAUGAAGAGAUUGUUCUGAAGGAAUUGCCUGGGAAGGCAGUGACGAUAAUUGAGUCCACUGAGGAUGGAGAUGCUGCCCUGAAUCAUUCACCAGGGAUGGAAGUGACCACAAUGGAAUCCACUGAAGAUGAAGAUUUGGCUGUGCAGGACAGGCCUGAGAGGCUGGUGACAAAAGUUGACACAGCUAAUGAUUUACCUUCGAUGAACUUGCCUGGAAAGAUAGUGACGAUAAUUGAGUCAACUAAAGAUGAAGAUGCUGCUCUGAAUCAUUCGUCAGGGACAGUAGUGACCACAAUGGAAUCCAUUGAAGAUGAAGAUUUAGCUUUUAUUGACUCUCCAGAGAAUGUAGUGACAAAAAUUGAGUCAACUCAAGAUGAAGAUUUAGCUUUGAACUCACCUGGGAAGACAGUGAUGACAAUUGAGUCCACUCAAGAUGAAGAUGUUGCUCUGAAUCAAUCACCAGGGAUGGUAGUGACCACAAUUAAGCCCACAGAAAAUGAUGAUUUGAUUGUGAUUGACUCGCCUGGGAAGGUGAUUACAGUGGAGUCGACUGAAGAUGAAGAUGUUGCUCUGAAGGCCUCACCUGGGAAGGUAGUGAUGACAAUUGAGUCCACUCAAGAUGAAGAUGUUGUUCUGAAGGAAUUGCCUGGGAAUAAAGUGACAAAAAUUGAGUCCACUCAAGGUGAAGAUUUAGCUGUGAUUGGCUCGCCAGGGAAGGUGAUUAUAGUGGACUCGACAGAAGAUGAAGAGGUUGUGAAAGACUCACCUGGGAAUGUAGUGAAAAAAAUGGAGCCAACUCAAGAUGAAGAUUUGGCUUUGAUGAAUUUGCCUGGGAAGGAAGUGAUGACAAUUGAGUCCACUGAAGAUGAAGAUUUGGCUGUGAUUGACUCACCUGAGAAGGUGAUUACAGUGGACUCGACAGGCGAUGAAGAGAUUGUUCUGAAGGAAUUGCCUGGGAAGGAAGUGAUGACAAUUGAGUCCACUGAAGAUGAAGAUUUGGCUGUGAUUGACUCACCUGAGAAGGUGAUUACAGUGGACUCGACAGGUGAUGAAGAGAUUGUUCUGAAGGAAUUGCCUGGGAAGGCAGUGACGAUAAUUGAGUCCACUGAGGAUGAAGAUGCUGCUCUGAAUCAUUCACCAGGGAUGGAAGUGACCACAAUGGAAUCCACUGAAGAUGAAGAUUUAGCUGUGCAGGACAGGCCUGAGAGGCUGGUGACAAAAGUUGACACAGCUAAUGAUUUACCUUCGAUGAACUUGCCUGGAAAGGUAGUGACAACAAUUGAGUUGACUGAAGAUUCAGCUGUUGUCAUGGGUUCACCUGGGAAGAUGGCCACAGCAGUGGUUUCCACUGAGGAUGAAGAUGUUGUUGAGGACUCAUCUGGGAAGGUGAUUACAGUAGAGUCCACUGAAGAUAAAGAUUUAGCUGUGAUGAACUCACCUGGGAAGGAAGUGACAACAGUGGACUCCAAUUUACAAGCAUCACGCCUACAGCCAAGUAAAUGCGGGAUACAUCUUGAGACUACAUGUGACAAGAAUAGUGACUUUGAAAAAGAUAUGUGUUUAUUAAGUGACAACAUGAAGGAAAAACCAAAAGAAGAUUUAUUUCAUGAAAAUAUGGAUGCUGAUGUCUCUCAAAUUGAAAAUGUAAUUGCCCACCAAUUUGAUACUGAGCAGCAACAUUCUGCUGAUGAAGACAGGAAACAUGUGAAGAGCAGCCAAGAGCCCCAUGAUGCUGAUGUUCAAGAAGUAGUUACUCAAGGUAUUAGAGUCCGAGACAAUGACAACUGUGCCCUAGAGAACAUUGUAGCAGGCUGUAGCACCACUGUGCUUGAACAUAAUGUUGAGGGCACACAUAUGACAGACGGAAUGAAUACUGCUUUGGAAGAGAAGACGGGCUCUCAAGAAAGUGGUAGCCUCAGUGCAGCCUCAGUGAAUCAUAUUUCAGAUUCAGCCAAAGGUACAGGAUGUGAAGAAGUGAAAGAUGUUGCACACGCUGAAAUGAUUCAAAGGAGCAAUGGUAUGGAACCAUCAAAAUCAGAUGGUGGCCACAUCCUGAAGGUGGAUGUUGAUACUAUUGAGGAUGAGGAUGAAUUGUCUCCUGUCAUUCCUCAUCAAGAACCUUUUAAGAGUCCCAAGAAAAGUGAACCGAAACAAGAAGACUCUGCUCCAUCUGAACUUGAGUUCUUCCCAGAGUCUCAACCAGAUUUCCAUCUCUACCUCAGUCAGGCAGAAGAGUCGGCUGCAAUGAUGCCUGAUAACUCUGAAAGUCAUGGUGACAGUGAUACAUCUCUGAGUUUGUAUGAUGAGGUGACGGGCCAAGAUCGAGAAAGUCAAGGUGACAAUGAGGCAGAGGAGACAACGAUUGAAGGCCAAGGUGACAGGCAGACAGAUGUUACUACAAGUGAAAAUCCUCAAUGUCAAGGUGACAUGCAGACAGAUGUGACUGCUAGGAAAGACUCUGAAGGUCAAGGUGGCAAUGAGGCUGAUGUGACUGCUAGUGAACAUCAAGGUCAAGGUGACAAUACAGCUGAUGAGACUACUAAUGAACAUCCUCAAGGUCAAGCUGACAAUGAAGCAGAUGUGACAACAUUUGAUGACACUGAAGGUCAAGCUGACAAUGAGGCUGAUGUGACAAUGAGUGAAGGUCCUGAAGGUCAAGCUGACAAUGAGGCUGAUGUGACAAUGAGUGAAGGUCCUGAAGGUCAAGCUGACAAUGAGGCUGAUGUCACCGUGAGUGAAGACCCUGAAGGUCAAGCUGACAAUGAGGCUGAUGUCACCGUGAGUGAAGACCCUGAAGGUCAAGCUGACAAUGAGGCUGAUGUCACCGUGAGUGAAGACCCUGAAGGUCAAGCUGACAAUGAUAUUAAGUCAGAUGUGACAACAUUUGAGGACACUGAAGGUCAAGCUGACAAUUAUAUUCAGACAGAUAUGACAACAUUUGGAAACCCUGAAAGUCAAAGCAACAAUGAGGCAGCUAUUAAAGCAUUGGGAGCCCCUGAAGGUCAAGAUGACAAAUGUGCAACUGUGAUAAAGCCAAAUGUGAAGGUUAAAAAUCAAAGUGAUGAAGAGGUCACAUCUAUGUUGCCAAAUGAGCCAGAAGUGGACACUGAAGGUCAUGGUGACUAUGAGGCUGCUUCUGUCUUGUCAUAUGAGACACAAGUGGAGGAUGCUAUAGGUCAUGGUGGCAUUGAGGCCAGUUUUGUUUUGUCAAAUGAGCCAGUAGCUGAGAACCCUGAAGGUCAUGGUGACAAUGACACAACUGUGAUUAAGCCAGACAUGGCAAUAGUUGUGGGCCUUGAAGGUAGAGAUGACUUUGGAUCUUGUGGUCGUCCUCGUUCAGAUGUUUUUCAGACAGAGCAAGGAGAACAAACUGCAUCAGAACCAUCUGAGACACGUGGGGAAAACUCAGCUCAAGAAACGGACGUACUUUCUCUGAAAGUAACUAUGAAUGAUGAAACAGACAGGAGAACCCUAAAGGAAGAGGGUCCAGUGUCACAAAACAGAAGCGUAUCUCAACAAAAUGAAGCUUUUGGAUACAAGUCAAAAAUGGAGGUGGAUAAUUCUACUCACAGUGUUGCCAUGAACAAAGGAUCACUUGUCACUGCAGGAAGCAGUUUGCUAAGUCAUGGUGACAAUCACAUACCAAUCAUUGAUAAAAUGUUUACUGUUGCAUGCAGUAAAUGCUCAUUUGAAAAAUCACCAUUGUUUGGAACAAGAAGAUUGCAAAGUGAAAGUAGUGACUGUAUGACUUGUGCAAAGCACAUUUCUGUGCCAUUAGGGCAAGCUGCAAAAUCUGAUGUGGAUAAAACCAAACUCCAUGAUGAAAACAAGCAUGGCAAUUGCAUUAGUAAGCAGAUUAUCCAAAAAGACAAAGAUCAAGAAGAAACAUUUGAAUUCAGUUUGUUGGGGACGGACUUCUCAGCAUCAACACCAAAAAGUUCAUCAGUUUCGGAUUCGUUAAUCGUGAACUGUGAUGGCCUGUCAUACCAGGACAUCUCAUACUCAGUAGAACCUGGCCUCAGCACCACCACAGAUGUUGAAGAGACUUCAGAGACUGAACAGGAUCCUGAAGGAUCUUGUCAAGCUGGAGCUGAUGUGGAAUUACAAGAUAGCAGUGAGUGUCAUGCAGCAGCUUCUGAUGGUGUUUUGCUGACUGAGAGUAAGGACUUUAACAAGAGCAGCCAUAUCAGUAAUAGGAAGGAGAUGAUGAGAUCAUGCCGGUUGUCAGAUGAGACUGAGCUGCACCUUCAGUUGUCUGGUAUUGAGAGUCAGACAAGCAAUGUGGAAUCAUGCUCAGGACUUACCAUCUCUCAACCAGAACUAACACCUUCACCAACAGGAACCCAUGAUGCUGACGAUGUGAAUGAAACUGUUGCAGAGGGUGACAAUGAUGUAGCCAGACCAGCAGCGAGCCCACACAAGCUUGCUUCAGAAGAGGAAACACUGAUCUCUGAUGAAGAUCUUCACUUGGUGAUGACUACAUCAGAUGAAAGUCAGCUUCACAAUGAUUCUGCUCUGUCAGCAGAAAGUACUGAAGUUUUCUUUGUGAGUCCUGUUAUAAAAUUCAAGGCAUCAAAGGAAACUGAGAGUUCAACAAUGCUUGGAACAAUUUGUGAAGGUGAACCCUUGUGUUCUUCCUCUACUGAACAGCGUUGGAUCCCCUCUGCUUCCGAGCUUGACAGUAGUCAACUGAACUUGUUGCAGGAAAUAUCCCAGUCUUCUUGCAAUAGCGACAAAGGUGAGCUCACUGCAGAAAGCAUUGCCCUUGAGACAAUCACUGAUGAUAACAGUACAUGUACACAGGAAUCCAUGAUGAGUGGCAUUGCUCCUUUAGAGUUGAGUGUUGAUGCUGAAGAGUCUGAUGAAGAAACUGAAGAGGCAUCACAGGGAACGUCUUUCCAUCAUGAACAGAAAGUUGAGACAUCACUGACUUCUUCACUUCCUUCAGAAAGUCAUCAUGAGACUGUUUCAGGAAAUUUAACAGUAGGGAGACACAGUAAGGAAACAAAAGACCAACCUUGUGGCCAAGAAUAUGGAUUUGCUAAAUAUGGAGAUACAGGUGGUGCUGUGAAGAUUGUGAGGAAAGACAUAAGCUCUAGAUCUGACUCUGGGUGUGAUGACCAUACUACCAAGGAGCAACCUUCAACGAUCGGUCUUUACAGAUCGAUUUCUGAUUCAAAGCCCACCUUCAUAGCAGAACCACUGUUCAGAGUUGAUGACAGUAACACCAUCAUAUUUGAUGCAAUUGAGGAUAUACAAAGGUCAGAAAGGAAACCCAGUUUGGAUGAAGAUCAAAGCUUUCAUGAAAAAUCAAACAUGGGUGAGGUGUCCAGUAGUGUUGAUAUGGUUGAGCAAGAACAGGCUUGUCCUCUGUCCAGCUCUCCAAGUGCAGUAACUGAUGGUGAAGCUACUGAGAAAAGAGACAACAUGUCUGCCAUGGACCUCAAGAGUGCAGGUAAUAGAACAACUUUACUGCAGCCACAAUGUUCAGUAAGCGAGUCACAAAAGAGCUUAUCACGUGAGGUUCAUCAUAAUUCAGAUGAAGUACCAGAUUUGGAUUACUCCCCAGAUCCUCAGGAGCCAGGACAUGAGCAUGAUAAGGUGACAUCACGUUUGGUAGAUGACCGUCAUGCCACAGAAAUUUCAAAUAAGACUAAUGAAACGGAUAUCACUUUGGAGGUGAAUGAAUAUGGUGCUAUUUCAUCAAGAGCUGUGGGUAGUGAAAAGGUUAAAAUUGAUGAUGGGGUAGUUCUGACGAGGAUGAAGAUGAUGAAUUAUGUUGACAGUGUUCCUGAUUCGGAAGACAGUUUAGCAAUAACUGAUCUUCGGGAUGACAUGCCAAAGGAGCGUGAACAUUGUUCCUUGUCGCCAACUGAUAGCAGACAAAUGAGUGGGCUAAACAAGAUGACUACCUUCGACAAGAGCUGGGAUGAGCUUGAUGGGCUGUCUGAAGAACAUCUUCCGAACUGUAAUCUGGAUGCACAGGAUUCAAGCCCGUUCCCUGCUCCCAGACUUGACGAUACAAAUGUUGAAGCUGGAAAAAUGGAUGCCAGUGUUGAUGACUCUGAACUUGUUACUGAUGAUGUCAGAGGAGGUGGUGUUGCUGAAGGAACUUCACACCUACCUCAUGGUUCAUCACCAGAAGAACAAUGCAUGCCAAUCAUUGUGGAAUGUUGGUCUAAUGCUCCACACAGCAGAAAACGUAAAGCAUCAGAAGACAGAGCAGUUAAAAAGAGGUCUUGCCGUGCAAGUUUGUCUUUAAAAGCAUGUUUAGGGAGUAAAGUUGCAGAAUUUUUCUUGAUCAGAGAAAGAGUCAAAACUUUUAUGCCAUGUAAUCCAAUCAGUGACAAAGAGACAUCCAUGGCUUGUCAGAAUAGUGGUCAGGCUCAGGAGCAGAACAGCCUCCGUAAAGGGAAGCAAGGCCUCUGUGAUGACAAGCAAGGCCUUAGUGAUGAAAAGCAAGGCCUCAGUGAUGACAAACAAGGCCUCUGUGAUGUCAAGCAAGGCCCCAGUGAUGACAAACAAGGUGCUGAGCAACAACAUAUCAAAGAUGAUAAUCAUGAGUUUGGUGCUGAGCAACAUGGGCAUCAGGAAACAAGAAAUGAACAAAGCAUCAUAAUUGAUGGGGACAGUUCGAACAGAGAAUCAAAUCUCAUUAACGUCAAGCAGAAGAUGACUUCAACCUCUCAUGCAGUGUCCCAUGAUGUAGACGCAGCUGGAGAUGGUGAAACUGCAGUGGAUGUUGACAACAUCAAAGAGGAAGUUGAGGUAAUAGAAUCCCCUAUUCUAGAUCCUGCGAUAGAUGUACAUGAAGGAACAGUAGGGUCUGCAUCUGCCGGUGUGAUGGAGAAGAUUUGUGAGAGUGUUGAAGCAAAACAAGGCCCUCUUGGGGGAUUAGAACAUCCUUGCAUUAUUGUUGAUGGAGAUGAAGUUAUUGUCAUUACAGACUCAGAAGAUGAAGUAGAGACUGACAACAUCCUUCCCAUGGAAACAUCAAAGAGUGACCCUCCUGGUGGUGACAAGAUGUUUGAUCAGGAUGACGAUAUGCUUCUUGAGAAGACAUCAAAGAGUGACAUUACUGAAGGAAGCAAACAGAUGUACAAUCAGGAUGGCGAUGUUCUUCUGAAGGAUACCUCAAAUAGUGACACAUUUGACGGAAGUGAGAUGUUUGAUCAAGAUGGCGGGGUUCUUCUGAAAGAAACAUCAAAUAGUGACACUCUUGAAGGAAGAAAAGCAAUAUUUGAUCAAGAUGGCGAGGUUCUUCUGAAAGAGACAUCAGACAGUGACACGCUAGAAGGAAGCAGACAGACAUGUGAUCAGGAUGGUGAUGUACUUCUGAAAGAGACGUCAGAUAGUGACCCUACUGAGGGAGGUAAAGAGACGUACAAUCAGGAUGACGAUGUACUUCUUAAGGAAACACCAAAUAGUGACAUGCCUGAAGGAAGCAAAGAGAUAUUUGAAAAAGACAAGGCCAUCUCUCGAGAAGAAACAUCACAUAGUGACACAUCUGCAGAAAGUAAAAGUAUGUUUGAAAAGGAUGGAGAUAUGAAACUGGAAUGUGAUGAAGAAAGUUUUUGUACAGAUGAAGACAAACCAGAAACAGAAAGUGAAGAGACAUGUGAAGGGAGUUGGAAGGAUGACCUCGAGGAUGAGACCACAGAGACGAGCGCAGAUACCUCUGGAGACAGACUGAUAGACUCGGACGAUUUUGAGGCAUAUACUGAUGAAGACACCCCAGAACCUGUGCUGGAGAUGGAUGCAGACACAGAAGAGGACCCAGUGCAUCUAUCUGACACUACUGAAGACAUCCUGGACACAUCAGAUCAAAGGUUGUCCAAUUCAUCGCAGGAUGACAAAUUAAGACCAGUACCCGAACAUAGUACUCCGCCUGCCCGUCUACCCAGUCCUGGCUUAACUGAUGAGCACAGAUCGGGCAGUGAAUUGGUCCAGUCAGGGAAGUUGCCUGACACAGGUUCAGGGAAAGAAGCAGACACCGAGAGCACUCCCACUGAUGCAACAUUGAGUCUGAGCAGCUCCUUAAGUGUCCACACCCUUGAGAGUGACUAUGACAGUGAUAGUGAUGUGUACAUCACUGAGUGUAGGCUUGUGGUCAAAGAGCCUGCUGUGAAGACGGAGCAUGAGGAUGAGGAUGAUGAGUCAGACUGUGGGAAAGACGGGAGGCGUUCUUCCAAGAAACCAGACUCAAGCCUUGAUCGUGGAGAUGGGAUUCAGAAGGUGGACUGUUCAAAGAUGAAGUCUGGGAAAUCAGGAAAAGUGCAUAUGCAAAAGACUGAUGUUGCUGACAGCUUGUUUGAUAAGCAGUUGCUCAGUAAUUGUGCAGUUGUUCAUUUGAAUGACAGUUCAGGGUUUGACAUCAAAGAUCAAGAGGAUCCUGAAAUUGAUGCUGAUGAAGGCCUUAAAAUACCUCCCCAGAACAAGCAAGAGUCAGACAGUGGAAGCUGUCUAGCUGAUGACACUGUGGAUGCUGAGGAUGCACCUGAUGAGCCAGAAGAAGACCAACCAGCACUUGGGGCCUCUGCAACACCUGGGGCCUCUACAACACCUUGGUCCUCUACAACACCUUUUCUUUCUGCAACACCUGGGUCCUCUGCAACACCUGGAGGACCACCUGGGUCUUCUGCAACACCUGAGUCCUCUACAACACCUUUUCCUUCUGCAACACCUGGGUCCUCUGCAACACCAGGGUCCUCAGCAACACCUUUUUCUUCUGCAACACCUGCUUCCUCUGCAACACCUGGGUCCUCGGUAACACCUGCUUCCUCUGCAACACCUGGGUCCUCGGUAACACCUGCUUCCUCUACAACACCUGUGUCGAUUCCAGUACAUCUGGAGAUGGAUUUCUCAGAAGAUGUGGACAAUACCAGCAGCCCCGGGGUGGAUGUGCACAACAUCAUCGCUGGUUUGAUUGAGCAGGACAUCAGCGACACAGAUUCGGGCAGGAGAGACAGAUCAGCUUCCCUUGAUGAUAUUUUUGAUGAUACCUGGAACUACAACAGCAAUUUUGAACCAGAGACUGAUAAGACUGAUACUGCAGACAUCACCUUGGCUUUAGUUGAUUCUGAUGACAGAACAGCUUCAGCAUCAAAUUCUGACAAAAACAAUCAGGUUUUCUUAAUCAAUCCAACAGAAGAACUCAUAGAUAUGCGCUGUACAUCAGUGGGGAGAAUCACCCCGGAGGCUCGCAAGGAAGCUGAACGCGCCACAUCUGUCACCCCUGAGACGAAAGAAAAGAGACAGGAAAUGUCCGGGGCUGGUAAGUCCUCUAGUCAUGGUAGCUUUGAUGAAGAUGGAGAGCGGUCAUCAUCCACUACUGGCAUUGCGGCAUCAACUGAGGAUGAUGAUAAUGUUGAAGAUUUUCCAAUGCUGUCGACUCCGAAAAGGAGGAGGCUGAACAGACAGGAUAGUCAGGAAUCGCAUUCAGAACGGUCCUGUGUGGGAGAAGUCAUUUACAGCUCAGAUGAAGAUACUGAAAACUCAGUGGCCAUAUCAGAUCAAGAUCAACAAUUCGGCCACAUUGGGAAUACGAAAAGUGAUGGUGUAGAAGAUGAAGCUUGUGCCAGCGAGAACUCGCGUGAAACUGACAGCAUCAGUGAAGCCCAGCCUGGUGUGUCUCGAGUGAAUGCUGAGACCCUGAGUGAUCAAAGGAUGUUUAUGUCUAUGGAUGACCUGUCCAGCACCCAGCUGAGCCAGUUGGACAGAAGGCUGUCUGCUGCUCCUGAGGAAAAUCUAAAGAAUGUAAGGCGUAGAAGUUUAUUGGAUAAAAUUCGGGCCAAGCGUAAGAAUCGUCAGCAGUGCGAAAAGACAACACAAGACAAAGGUGAAAUCAAAGACAAUAAUCUCCUCAGUCCACAGAAUGAUGUCCACAGCGAAGUAUUGGAUUCAUUGAAUAAGGUGGAGGAUUACUUGGUUAGGGGCAAGAGGAUCCUGUCUAUACUGACCGAUGCAUUCAACACCUCACACCUCCACAGCAACCCGACAGUCCAAACAUGGCGGGAUGAUCUGCAGUUGUUACACAAGAGCGUACAGCUUCCCCCGACCGUCAUAGCUGUAGUGGGCGACACUGGAGCGGGGAAAUCGUCCCUGUUGAACGCCCUGCUCAAUCAGCCAUGUGUUCUCCCGACGUCCGGAGUACGAGCCUGCACAGCCGUGGUUGUGGAGAUCGUGGAAAAUACACGCAACCAAAACUACGAGGCCGACAUUCAUUUUCUCUCAAAGGAGGAGUGGCAUGAGGAGCUUGAGGUCCUCCUGAAGGAUCUGACCAAGAGAGACGGCAGCCUGCAGAAGGGACAACCUGACCCCACAUCAGAGGCGGGCGUGGCGUAUGCCAAGGUGCGAGCUGUGUACGGCAAAGUGAGCAAGAUGAAAGUCCUCCUCAAACAGACUCACAUCACACAAUGGCUCAACAGGGUGAAGAAAAUCAGUGUCCAAUCUGCCAGACAUCUCCGUGAAGCAGUCAACAGCUACAUUGAGAACACUGACAAUGGUUCAAGGGGCGAGCAGUUUUGGCCAAUAGUAAAGAGAGUGAAGCUGUACCUCCCGUCAUGUGAUGUUUGCAGUAGCGGUGCCGUCCUUGUCGACCUGCCCGGAGUACGCGACGCCAAUGCCGCUAGGGAUAAGAUAGCCAAAGAGUACUUGAAGAACUGUACCUCGGUGUGGGUAGUGGCCAGCAUCCACCGUGCGAUUGACGACCACACUGCCAAGGAUCUCCUCGGGGAGAACUUCCGCCGCCAACUGCUGAUGGAUGGCCAGUAUGGCAGUGUGGCUUUCAUAUGCACCAAGACGGACAGUCUGAUCCCAUCUGAGCUGAAGAAGCUGACUCCUAACUUUGAGACUCUGAAUGAUCAGCUGAAGGCAGUUAAGGAGGAGUUGAAUGUCCUUGAAUCCCGUAAGAUACGCCUAAAAAAAAAGCGCAAGGGGCAGGAGUCGGAGAUUGCUGCAAUGAAACGGGACUACCAGGGGUGGAAGAAGGAACUGGAUCAGGAGCCGCUAUCCUUGGACGAGGAGGAGGAAAGUGAUGCAAAGAAACAGAGUGUGGCUGAGGUGCAGCAGGAGUUGGAAAAUAUGGAUGUCGAUAUACAGCAGAAGGAAGCAGACGUGACAGAUCUCAUAGUCCAGGAGGGGGAGGUGGCUCAACAGAUAUCUGUGAAGACAGAACUAAGGGAUAUUCAUCAAAGGAAACUGGUUUCCAUGUGCGCAAAAGCACGGAAUGAAUAUUCCAAGAACCAGAUAAGGAAAGAUUUCCGAGCAGGAAUAAGGGAGCUGAAGCAGAAGUCUGCUAGUGUGUUCAUGGGGGAGGAGGAGGAAGACAUCCUGGACUAUGACGACGGGGACGGGGACGGUGUUGCCGACGAGGACAUGGGCAACGUUGUGGAUAACCUGAAGGUGUUCUGUGUCAGCUCGACCGACUACAUGAAGAUGACCAGUCUGCUGACUGAUGUGGAUGGGGCACCGCAGGUUUUCAGCACCCCCGAGGAGACCGAGAUCCCAGCAUUGAGGGAGUUCGUCCAUGCAACCUCGCUUCAGCGGCGGGAUCGGGGAGUGAGGCAGGUCGUGGAGAAACUUGGACAUUUUGUGUUGGAUCUGGAUAAUUAUCUCAAGAUGUCGGGACAUAAUGGGAAGGGAGGAGGCAAGGUUCAGCCUGUGGUGACGAAGCAUGUGACAGCCCUGCUGCAGAGGGUCGACCCAAUCGUGUCCCAGCUCCGUGAAGACAUCCUAGGGCUGUUCGACAGCCUCCUGAAUCCCUACAUAGAGGCUGGAUCCCAGAUGGCCUCUCAGCAGGCCCCAGCCACCAGUGACAGGUGGGGCAGCAAGGUGAACAAAGAAAACCGGCACCUUGGUGGACUGGCCUUCAUGACGUAUCGAGCAACGGUGUCGAGACAGGGCAGGUACAGCUCGCCAACAGCCGGAAUGGUGGACUUCAACAUCGAGCUGGCCGAGCCCCUCCUGGUCGCGGUCACCUUUUGCUGGAACAAGGUCUUUGGGUCUCUCUUCUGGAGCACACUGGAGAAGGUGAAGACAUCCAUGAGUGCCGCACUGGCAGCCUUUACUGAUGACAUCAAGAAGAACUUGACUCUCAUCGGCUUCGACAGACUUCAGAUAGAGGGCGUCAUUCAUCAGAUUCUUCGGAAUGCCACCGCUAAGCUGAACGAAAUGGUUGAGCUGAUGAAAGAUUAUGUAACAAGCCAACAGAGGGAGAUCUCAAGAAUUAUUACCCCUAAUAUACAGGCAGCCAUGUUGAAUGCCUAUGAGAAGGCGAGUAGAGAACAUGGUGCUGGAUGCUACAACCGGAUGAAGCAGAUGAUGGCCGGUCACAUCGACAGCAGUCGCCACGGCAUGUUUCAUAACACCGUGCAAGAGAUAAAGAAUAGACUGUCAAAACUACAGGUGAGCGUGGUGGAGAAAGUGAAGGGCGUGUUGGUGGCCCUGUGCCGGGGCUUCAAGGUGGCAUUCGAACCGCUGUGGCAGUCUCGAGACAGCUGUCUGGAUUUGAGACAGAACUUCUCAGCAGGUGUGUCCCAGUGCCUCAUCGAGCUCCAUCAGCUCUUCCAGGACUGUGGUCUCCAAUUCCCCGCUCUGACGCCAGACAGCGUGGCAGAACCUAACGUGGCCGAGGUUGCUGCUGCAGAGGAGACUGUGGACGAUGUGUUGGGAGCUCUUCGGCAUGAUGUGGAGGACAGUCUGAAACGCCUGGAGGAAGAACCUCAAGGACCAGGAGUGAAACAAGAACCAUUGCCAUCGAUUGUGUCGGAGUCACGUGAUGUGUUGAACUUUAACUAUGGGCAGGAAGAUACAAAGCUUACAGAGAUGCCCCCGUAUCACUCUCUCAUCAAGUCUGCGAGCACUCCAAACACAGCCAGGCCGGCCUCUGAGGAAAGGCAGGGGAAUCCCGAACUCAGACAAGCCUCUGCCUCUAACACACCAACAGGGGCCUCAGCUUGUAAGCUUCUGAACGAGAACCUCAGGGUCUCCAGUCUACAUUCUAUAAUCCAGACCUCUGCUUUUGGAAACAAGUUCAAAGGUGGUCAAGUUUGUGAACCCUCUCGUCCUCUUCCUGAUUCCUCCCAAGUCACUGCCUUGGUAAAUGCCAGUGGUGUCAGAGAAAGUCUUCCAAGUCACGUGCUCGGCAAACAUCCUUUACAACAGAUUGUCCGGCUGGACAAUAAUAGAAAAGUUAUGUUGGUGCUACCUCAGGUUACCAUGACGACAGAUGCUGUGAGUGGACCUGUGAUGGCCCCAGUGAAUGUGCCGACUAUGAACAGUGAUGCUGUACCAAAGCACUACUACAAACUGUGUCUGAAUGCGAACAAUUUGAAAAGACCUGCAUCCAUCAGUCGAGCUGUAGCUGCUCCUGGAGCCGUUCCUAUCAAGCAGGAACCAUGUGACAGGGCACAGAAGAAACGCAGAAUCCAAGUUGAUGAAGUAUUGGACUUAACAGGAGAUUCUGACACUGAUGCCGGCAUGGACAACCACUCCACCAGCAGCAGCGACAGCAGCGACACUGAUCUGCCUUCGUUUCUGUGAUAAGAAAUGUCUUUGUCUGUGUCACUAGAGCGGCCAUACAACACGUGGUUCCUCUGUUUCAUAGAGAUUUUAUGAUUUUAACUGAUUGUUACGAUGAGGUAUGAGUGCAAUAGUGGACUGUUGGAGAUUAUGUGGACCAAAUACACAGCCUUAGAAAUUCACGCUGGUCUGCAAGCCUGAGACUACUAAAUUGUGCUGAGGACAAGUCAAGUUCCAAUGAUGCUCAUCAUCAUUGACUUGCAGCAUUUGAGUGCUGUAAUUCUGAACCCGGGCGAUCGGGUAGCCUAGUGGGUAAAGCGUUCGCUUGUCACGCCGGAGACCCGGGUUCGAUUCCCGACUUUGGUACAUUGUGUGAAGCCCAUUUCUGGUUCCCCGCAGUGAUAUUGCUAGAAUAUUGCUAAAGGCGGCGUAAAACCAUACUCACUCACUCACUCACUCACUAUAAUUCAGAACCAGUUCUCAAGGCAUCAAUUUUGCUACAAAUUGGAACUGAAUAAAACUGGCAGAAAAUGUAAACACAGUAAACAAUUUAGUCUUGCUCAAGCAGGACCAGCUCCAAAACGAAUUUCUAAGGCUGAUUACUACAGACGACCAUGGUGUUUGAUUUACUUUGUGCCCAAGGCAUUUUAUGAUGGUUCUUGUAGAGAUUUAAGGGACUCAGUAGAUUCAGUACUGCAUGAUAUCAAAAUGAAUAGUUAACUUUUACAUUUCUCACGUUUUCAGAACAAUGAGAAAUAUUGCAUGCUUUUCAAAGCUGGGUACUUGUAUCACUUUGCCAUGCCUCUGCUUUUGGGGUAAACAGGUAAUGCAUUUUAUUUACCAGAAUUCUUUGUAUGAGGCUUGUCAUUAUUAUGCUAUUAUGUGCGGCAUUCAACAACAAACAAAAUAUAAAGCAAAAUUAAGCUCGCUCAGUAUUGUUUUGAUAUGCGACCCCCAUUGUCAAUUUUUAGAGCACCCAGGGUGCUUAUUACAACGAAUACAGUAAUGUUUUUUCGGUGUUACUGAUUUUUGGGAAUCAUGUGGUUAAGGAAUUAACCCAUGGAAACUGUGUCUAAAUCAUCACUUGUCGAUCCAUAAUUGGCUGUUUGGAGAUUCCGAAGUACCAUGGUUUAAUUUGUUAAAAUUAUGGGGGUAAUGUUUGAGAUUGUUCAUGGUAUGAAGACUUAGAGAGACUUGAAAUGUAGGCAGGGUUAGGCCUUAAAGUUUAUCCAUGUUUUGUUUCCAUUCAUGUAUGUAUAGUUCUUCCACACAUAGUCCCUGUUAUUGAAGUGAUUGGUGUACAUUAUCUGACAUUGCAAUGGUGAUCUUUGAAUUUUGUGGUGAUCAAGUUUGACAACAUCUUUAUAACCAAUCUAACACAAUGUUUUCAAAUCCAAUUUGUUGUUAUAUGGAAACUGUCGACUGUCUGACUGUUUGGCUUAUUUGUAAACAAUUAUAUGUUUACAUGAUGGUUUUGUUUACGAAACAUUUCCCAAACUUACAUGUGAGAUACAAACCCUUAUUACUGUCUUCCUGUAACCAUGGAUACUGAUGGAAGAAGAACUAAGGCAACAUCACUCAACGGCAGCUGUGGUUUGACAUUAGGGUGUGCUGAUUUACCAGCAGUCUGCGACUUUAGCCACUUGUCCGAGGCCAGAGUCAAGUCAAAUUCUGUUCAGUCUAGUAAGCUCAGCAAAGAUAGUCCACAUAAUGACACUAAAUUCUACUGAAAAUGAUGAUAAAAGGGGGUUCGGGCUGGUCGUCACAAACCCGUUUGGCACAGACUGUACCGAGUUGCAGUGUUCUGUCAUCAGGUGUGAGGAGGGCAUAGUCCUGAGAUUAUUAACCAAAUAUGUCUGUUUGGGGUGAAACGACACAUCGGUGCAUUGUAUUUAGAUGUGAUGAUCCUGUACAUGAUAGUAUCAUGUACAGGAUCAUCACAUCUAAAUACAUAUCAUGAUGAUACCUUUCUUUCUGUAUCGAUACAAGACAAUAAUACACUUGCUGAAAUAAAUAACUUACUACUCUUUAAAGACCCUUUUUUGGUAGUCAAAUAUUGGAAAAUGUGUUGUUAGUAGCAUUUCAAGUUCACUUCUAGAAAUAGCCCCUACAAACAUGUGUCUACAGCCAGCUUUUCCUUUUGAAUCUGCUCUGCAAUAUUUAUUGUCAAGAUUCCAUGUGAUUUGACCUAAAUAUGCAGACUUAAUGCAUACUACCCAAAAGAGGUACAGGACAGCAGAUUCUUUCAUAUUACUACAGUUAAUCUGUCAUGCCAUGACAGAAUAUGAAAGAAUCAUGUGGUCCUUAUCAUCUUUAUAUCAGUCACACAAUCGACCAGGUAGGUCUGGUUCUGCCCCCUUUAUAUCAGUCACACAAUCGCCCAGGUAGGUCUGGUUCCGCCCCCUUUAUAUCAGUCACACAAUCGCCCAGGUAGGUCUGGUUCCGCCCCCUUUAUAUCAGUCACACAAUCGCCCAGGUAGGUCUGGUUCCGCCCCCUUUAUAUCAGUCGCACAAUCACCCAGGUAGGUCUGGUUCCGCCCCCUUUAUAUCCGUCACACAAUCGCCCAGGUAGGUCUGGUUCCGCCCCCUUUAUAUCAGUCACACAAUCAACCGUGUAGGUCUGGUUCCACCCCCUUUAUAUCAGUCACACAAUCGACCAGGUAGGUCUGGUUCCGCCCCCUUUAUAUCAGUCACACAAUCGCCCAGGUAGGUCUGGUUCCGCCCCCUUUAGAUCAGUCACACAAUCAACCGGGUAGGUCUGGUUCCGUCCCCUAUAUAUCAGUCACACAAUCAACCGGGUAGGUCUGGUUCCGCCCCCUUUAUAUCAGUCACACAAUCGACCAGGUAGGUCUGGUUCCGCCCCUUUUAUAUCAGUCACACAAUCGACCAGGUAGGUCUGGUUCCGCCCCCUUUAUAUCAGUCACACAAACGACAAGGUAGGUCUGGUUCCACCCCUUUUAUAUCAGUCACACAAACUACAAGGUAGGUCUGGUUCCGCCCCCUUUAUAUCAGUCACACAAUCGACCAGGUAGGUCUGGUUCCGCCCCCUUUAUAUCAGUCACACAAUCGACCAGGUAGGUCUGGUUCCGCCCCCUUUAUAUCAGUGACACAAUCAAUCGAGUAGGUCUGGUUCCGCCCCCUUUAUAUCAGUCACACAAUCGACCAGGUAGGUCUGGUUCCACCCUUUUAUAUCAGUCACACAAUCGACCAGGUAGGUCUGACCUAGUUCAUCAGACUGACGCAACAUGACUGUGAUACUCCUUUCUGCCUUCUCGUUUCCCACAUUCACCAUGAUGGUAUCCACUGAAGGAAAGUGCUUCUAUCUAUUCAGCUAUAAUUUUUUAUGCUCAGUUUGUAUUUUGUUUGUACAUUGUUACUCGCUAGUUGCUGUUUUAUAUGAAUGGUCUUCCAUUGCUCACAGAAUCAAACAUGAAUCAUAUAUGAUAAAUGACUGAAUCAAGGAGAA
Messenger RNA from Haliotis rufescens (red abalone), 21597 nucleotides. RefSeq lists its product as uncharacterized. The transcript has 27 exons. Gene Ontology annotation, molecular function: protein binding. The record is from RefSeq and is a predicted model, not a curated record. NCBI's taxonomy places the organism in Eukaryota, Metazoa, Mollusca, Gastropoda, Lepetellida, Haliotidae. Bases 165 to 18152 code for a protein of 5995 amino acids.